Owenia fusiformis is the source of this 1259-nucleotide messenger RNA. NCBI's taxonomy places the organism in Eukaryota, Metazoa, Annelida, Polychaeta, Sabellida, Oweniidae. The record is from the annotation of a GenBank genome assembly.
AAAUCCCGUUGGCGGUAAGUUAAAAUGAAAAAAAGAAAAUGAUCAGUAUUAUCGAGAACUAGAGGUAAUAGAAGCAUUACGUUCACAAAACUGAAGAUGGAUGAUAUAUUCGAAAGUACGGAAAGUACUAGUGACGGUGAAGAAGAAGAGAUUUCAGCAGCUGAAGUUCUCCAAAAGUUAGAAGAAGCAUGGUUAAAUGAAAAGUUCUCUCCAGAACUGUUGGAAACAAAGACUGAAAUUGUUGAGUGCAUGAUGGACCAAAUAAAGGAAAUGGAGGAAAAUAUAUCCAGAGCGAAAAAGGGAGAUUUUAAAGUCAGUGUCCAUAGAAUGGAGCUUGACAGAAUCCGGUUUAUUCUUAGCAGCUAUUUAAGAACACGGUUAGAAAAAAUAGAGAAGAAUACGCAGUACAUUCUGGAACAGGAGUCUAACAGACCAGAGACAGAUGCUCCACAUCUCUCACCAGAAGAAUAUGCAUUUGCCAAAGAAUUUCAGGACCACAAUGAGAGCCACUAUAAACAAAUAGCCCUGCGCCAUAUGCCUCCCAAUCUACAGACUCUUGAUCCAAAACUUGCAAUGGUAAGACCAAACCUUGAUAGUUAUGUUUUUCUUCGAGUAAACCAGAAUACAGAAGGUGUGUUAGUAGAUGAAGAAACCAUUGAAGCAAGGGAAGAAAUCAUAGAUCUGGAGAAAGGAAACCAACACAUCAUAAAAUAUCGUCCUGUUGCUCCAUUGGUCAAUUCUGCAGCUGUGGCUUUGAUUUAGUACUUCAACAGCUGUGAUAUUAAUUCAGUACCAACAUCUGCAGCUGUCAUAUUGAUUUAGUACUAACUUCUGGAGCUGUGACAUCGAUUUGAUACCAAUUACCAAAUGUACUGAAUAUCUACUCAGACAUUGUAAUGCUUUUAUUGGAAUACAUGAAACACUUGGAAUGUUGGAGGGACAUUUGAAUCAUGUGGAUUUAAAUAGAGAAUUAUGCUCUAAAAGUGAAAAUAACUCAAUUUGUGGCAUAUCAUUAAAGCACAUGGCCCCAAGAAUAUACUGAUAUAUGACUAUUUGUGUUGAACAUAUGAACACCAAGCCUGGGAUAUACUGAAUAUGGCUACCUAUGUGGAACAUAUAUAGACACUUGGCCUUGGACAUAUGCACAGUAGUGUCGAUUUGGCUUGUGAACACUUGUGUUCCUUAAACAUUUAGGCUGUAAUGGCUAUGGCUGCAAUGUGAUAAACUAGUACAUGAACACGAGUGCUCACUCUUGGUUA